This is a messenger RNA of Hirsutella rhossiliensis, 525 nucleotides long. RefSeq names its product alpha galactosidase A domain-containing protein. Lineage: Eukaryota; Fungi; Ascomycota; Sordariomycetes; Hypocreales; Ophiocordycipitaceae. Gene Ontology annotation, molecular function: hydrolase activity, hydrolyzing O-glycosyl compounds. The transcript has 3 exons. The record is from RefSeq and is a predicted model, not a curated record. Gene Ontology annotation, biological process: carbohydrate metabolic process. The coding region runs from base 1 to 525 and encodes 174 amino acids.
AUGUUGUCCAAGCUGGCUCUAGCCGCCGCCACGGUGCUGGUUACCACCUUUUUGGCCAGUUCUGUCCUCUCACCGACGCCUCGUAUGGGCUUCAACGACUGGGCGCGCUACCAGAACGAUAUCAGCGAGCAACUCUUUAAAAAGGUCGCUGUGGCUAUGUCUGAAAAUGGUCUGCUCCAAGUCGGCUAUAAUCGGAUCAAUAUCGACGACGCUUGGGCUUCGAUUCAACUGGUUGCAAACGGAUCUAUGGUCUGGGGCCAAACCAGGUCCCUAGUGGGCUCCCAGUACGGACAGAUGGGGCGGGACUCUGCGGAUAUCGUCUUCUAUACAGGGCGCAAUGCCUGGGGUAGCAUGAUGAAUAACGAUAGGAUGAACCGUCGCCUAGCUCGGCACAAGCGGCCUGGCUACUUCAACGACCCCGACUUCCUUAACGUGGACAAUACAACCUACACCCUGGAUGAAAAGAUGAGCCACUUCACCCUGUGGUGCUCCUUCUCCGCGCCGCUGAUUAUUAGCGCCGAUUAA